AUGAAUGCCGACAGCGGCGGCAGGGGCAGGAAAGGCAGCAAUGACAGGGGGAAGGGGAGCAAGGCAACGUCAUCGUCGGCCUUUUCCACCGCGUCGUCCUUAGGUUCUAAUGGUUCCGGCCGGCCCCCUGAGGCCCCCCCACCUCUAGGCCGGAGAGACUUGGACGACGGAGCCCAUCACCUUAACCACAAGAAGGGGCUGGGAAGCUUGUCGUUCAAGCGAAAAGGCAGCGGUGGUGCAUCGAACUCUUCUUUGUCCGCGGCCAACGUGCCGUCCAUGGACCUAGACUCGGGCUUUCUGUCGGACGGGGAAGCUGACGUGCUGAGCCCCGAUCACAGGAGCCCGGCAGGAGUUUCGGUCGAUGCCUCUGGUGGCCGGAGGAAGAGUGGGGGGUUGAAGGGGGGCCCUAGGGAUGAUCUAUCUUCUUCUUCGCAGGACGGGAAGAUAUCGUCGGGGUCCGUGGGCGGCGGCAGCGGCGACGUCGGCGCGUCGUUCGUCCAGUCCAUGGACUCUCUCGGGCUACCACCGGACUCCUCUUCUUCGCCGGCGUCGAGCUCCGGCGUUGCUGUCGGGGCGGCGGCUCACCCCCUGCGAGGCCUCCGGGCGAUAGGGGACCACUCUCGGCGCUCCUCGGACAACAGCAGCGCCGGCUCUGCUGCGGACCAGCGACAGUGGACGCCAUCCGUUGGAAGGCGAGCCCCGGCGAGCGCGGGCGCCGGUUCCGACGGCAGCAUGUCCUCCUCCUCCAUCGCGUCCGCGUCAGCAGUACCCGGCCACAGGGCCAACGGGUCAUCCCGCUCCUCCUUCACCCUCCUCCGCAAGAAGCUGACCCGGUCGGCGUCGCUGGAGAGCGAAGACAGCCGGCUUAGAGGAACCGAGUUCGGAGGGCCGGUGGGGUACAGGGGCAGGAGUGGGGGGUCUGGGGACGGGCUCAUCGGCGGAGGAAGCGGAAGCGGAAGUGGGGGAGGGGUGCGGGGAAGAGGGAGAGACGGAAGCGCGGCCCUAGGAACGGUCUACGUGAGAUCGCGGUCGGUGCUGGACGAGGCGUUGCCGACGACGGAUCAACAGCAGGCUGCCUUGGAAUUGAGCAACGACUUCGAUCAGCACGUGGACGUGCUCGCCGACGGCCACCCCCGCCGCAAGGGCCUAGUCUCCCGGAUGCGCCGAACGGCCUCGAACGUCAUUCGUCACCCCUUCCGAAGCAGCAGCAGCAACAGCGGCGGCGUCUCCCGCCCGGGCGCCGCUGACCUUACCGGCAGCGGCGGCGCGCACAACGCCCCCUUCGGCAGCGGCGACGGUGGCGGUAGGCAGGGCCAGCGGGGAGGAGGGGCGAGGGGAGGAGGAGGGGGCUCCGCGGGGGGCAUGGGGGUGGUACCCGCCCUCAGCAUCAGCAGCGCGUCGCCGGGGUCUGUGUCGACGGCGGUGCCGACGCCGUCCGCGGCGACGCCUGCCAGCGAUCGAGAUCAAGAGAUUGGCACGGGCGUUGGACCGGUGAGGUAG
Molecule: messenger RNA, 1500 nt
Organism: Ectocarpus siliculosus
Lineage: Eukaryota; Phaeophyceae; Ectocarpales; Ectocarpaceae
Source: the annotation of a GenBank genome assembly